Phalaenopsis equestris is the source of this 845-nucleotide messenger RNA. RefSeq names its product signal peptidase complex catalytic subunit SEC11A-like. Gene Ontology annotation, cellular component: signal peptidase complex; membrane. NCBI's taxonomy places the organism in Eukaryota, Viridiplantae, Streptophyta, Magnoliopsida, Asparagales, Orchidaceae. The transcript is spliced from 8 exons. The record is from RefSeq and is a predicted model, not a curated record. Gene Ontology annotation, molecular function: serine-type endopeptidase activity. Bases 85 to 627 code for a protein of 180 amino acids.
ACUAGAGAAUUUGAAUCCACAGUGAAGGCCCGCGGCGCCGGCGAGAGAGAGAGAGAGAGAGAGAGAGAGAGGCGCAGAAGAAUAAUGGGGUGGUUCGGCGAAAGCUUGGAAUCAAUCCGCUCUAUUCGGUUCCGGCUUGUCAUCUCGCAAGCCGUCAGCCUCGGUAUGAUUGUUGCAUCGGCGCUGAUAAUAUGGAAGGGGCUUAUUUUUGUUACUGGGAGUGAGUCUCCUGUUGUUGUGGUUCUUUCUGGCAGCAUGGAACCUGGGUUUAAGAGGGGGGACAUUCUUUUCUUAUACAUGAGAAAAGAUACUAUUCGUACAGGAGACAUAGUUGUAUUUAAUGUUGAUGGGCGUGAAAUUCCAAUAGUUCAUCGGGUCAUCAAGAUACAUCAGCGACAAGAUACUGGAGAAGUGGAUGUUCUCACAAAAGGUGAUAACAAUUCUGGGGAUGACAGAGCUCUAUAUGCUCACGGGCAGCUCUGGCUUCAGCAGCAUCAUAUAAUGGGGCGGGCAGUAGGGUUUUUACCAUAUGUUGGUUGGGUUACCAUCACCUUGACUGAAAAGCCAAUUAUUAAGUACUUGCUGAUUGGUGCGUUGGGCUUACUAGUUAUAACAUCAAAGGAAUAGAUGUGUGCAGUCGCUGGUUUAAAAUCUCAACCAGGCUAACGGUGCAUUAUAUUUUACCAUUAAUUAUGUACUUUUUAUGUUGGAAAUGAGAAAUUAAUUCAGCAUUGUUUCUGAAACUAUUGAUAAAAUGCAUUUUUUUAAAACCUCACAUUACUGCUUUGAUUGGCAGAGUUGUAAAUGAGAUUUUGAUGAGAUUUAUGUUUGGAUUAUUUAAUUAA